Danio aesculapii is the source of this 4360-nucleotide messenger RNA. It is a transcript of the gene grin3bb, whose product is annotated as glutamate receptor, ionotropic, N-methyl-D-aspartate 3Bb. The coding region runs from base 37 to 3381 and encodes 1114 amino acids. The transcript is spliced from 9 exons. Gene Ontology annotation, molecular function: NMDA glutamate receptor activity; transmitter-gated monoatomic ion channel activity involved in regulation of postsynaptic membrane potential. The record is from RefSeq and is a predicted model, not a curated record. Gene Ontology annotation, biological process: synaptic transmission, glutamatergic; ionotropic glutamate receptor signaling pathway; modulation of chemical synaptic transmission. NCBI's taxonomy places the organism in Eukaryota, Metazoa, Chordata, Actinopteri, Cypriniformes, Danionidae. Gene Ontology annotation, cellular component: postsynaptic membrane; plasma membrane.
ACAAUGCCUCAUCACCACCUCUGAGAGUGAAGCAGGAUGAAUUUCAUCUUCUACACAUUUCUGGCAUACUUUUAUUUGGGAUCCCAAAUCUUCCUUCUGCAUACUCUUCUGCUCGUCCAGCCCGCUCAUUCUCACCCGCAGCCCUGCCACAUCCUAGCGCGGAUAGGACACACCGUGCGCCUGGGUGCGCUCCUGCCUCCCCGCCAGUCGGUCCGGGUGCGGGCGGCUCUCCACCGCGCCCUCAGCGGUCUCGCCGAAAGCGGCAACAACUUUCUUCCGUACAACUUGAGCCUGGACGUGGUGGCUCGGGAAGCCCAGAGCGGAGACCCCGAGUCGCUCUUCAGGUGUGUGUGUCAGGAUAUUGUGGUCCAGGGGGUCUCGGCUGUGCUCGCCUUCCCUCAGACGCAAGAGGAAAUAGUACAAAUGGAAUUUAUGUCUUCUUUUUUGGAAAUCCCUUUUAUAAGCAUCAUUGAGCACGGAGAACCCCUCAAAACUCAGAAUCGUUUCCACUUGCAGAUGACAACUCGUAUUCCUCCAUCGGGAUUAGUGGAGCUACUUCUGGCUGUUUUGCAGCGCAGUGGCUGGGAAGAGAGCAUGGCAGUUCUUUGCCAUGGUUGGGAGGAUGCUGGUCUUCUGGAUCUGCUAGAACUCCAAGGCCGCUUUGGCUGGGGACCCUCACAGUGGCACCUGCGGGCCGCACUUAAUCUCUCUCACAGCACCCCUCACAUGGCUAACAUUUCUGACUUCCUGUCUGAGCACUUUAAUCUGGACCAUUCUCCACCCGCCUCGGUCCUGCUUUUUGGGGCUGACCCGGAGUGUGCCUCGUCAGUUCUGCGCAGUGCGCAUGACCUGGGGUUGACAUUGCCCACUGUACAUUGGAUUAUGGGACAUCCUUUAAGCCCAGAUGCUCUUCAUUCCAUUGGCCUGCCUUUAGGACUGCUGGCCUAUGGAGAGGUCGACCACAAACCGCUGGAUUUCUACAUUAGUGAUGCCCUGCAGUUGAUCAACCGAGCUGUUACUGCUGCAACUGUUGUACGGCCUGAUCUAGCUCUUAUCCAAAAUAUGGUCAACUGUUUUGACAAACCCAACAAACAUGAGCUGCCUUCAUCAGGACAGUACAUUGCCAGGUUCCUCUCUAAUACAUCCUUUUUAGGGUUGACAGGCCCUGUCAACGUUCAACGCAACCUUUCCCGUGUACACACAUCUCAUAGGGUCCACAUUUGGAGUCUUCAACGGGAUGCCGUCGGGCAACCUACGUGGGUGACUGUAGGCAGCUGGGAAGGUGGUAGGUUGAAUGUGGAGGAGCAGGGAUUAUGGCAAGGCUCAUCGCCUCGGCAGCGCACAGAAGGCCAAAUUGGCAGGGAAGGACGUAGAUGGCGAGCUGGCUUUCCUGUGUCUGGAAGUCGUCUACGUGUGGUCACUCUAGUGGAGCACCCGUUCGUCUUUACUCGAGAGGUAGAUGAGGAUGGGAACUGUCCUGCUGGGCAAUAUUGUCUGGAUGCAGGGACAAACAGUUCAGAAACCCUAGAUCACUUGUAUGCUGAGCGGGCUCAAGGCAACAAAAGCUUCUUGCCACCAGAUUACAGCAAGUGUUGCUAUGGAUACUGUAUUGAUUUAUUGGAGAAGCUGUCAGAAGACAUGAAUUUUGAGUUUGACCUGUACAUAGUUGGAGAUGGGAAAUAUGGAGCUGUCAAGGGAGGGCAGUGGACAGGUUUGGUGGGUGACCUCCUAAGUGGAGUAGCUGAUAUGGCCGUUACCAGCUUUAGCAUCAACUCGGCUCGCAGUAAAGUGAUUGAUUUCACUAGUCCAUUCUUUUCAACAAGUUUGGGAAUACUGGUGCGCAGUAAAGACACAGCAGCACCCAUUGGAGCAUUCAUGUGGCCGUUACACUGGUCCAUGUGGAUGGGAAUUUUUGUGGCACUGCACAUUACAGCAUUGUUCCUCACCCUCUACGAAUGGAAGAGUCCCUUUGGAAUGACACCUCAUGGACGAAACCGCGUAAAGGUCUUUUCCUAUUCUUCAGCCCUCAACCUCUGCUACGCCAUCCUCUUUGGCCGCACAGUCUCUAGUAAGACACCAAAGUGUUGGACUGGGCGUUUCCUCAUGAAUCUAUGGGCUAUAUUUUGCCUGCUGGUUUUGUCCAGUUACACAGCAAACCUAGCUGCAGUGAUGGUUGGGGAAAAGACCUUUGAAGAAGUGUCAGGAAUACAUGAUGCCAAGCUCCAUCACCCUUCUCAGGGAUUCCGAUUCGGCACAGUUCGGGAAAGCAGUGCAGAGGAUUACAUGAAAAAGAGUUUUCCUGAGAUGCAUGAAUAUAUGCGGAAAUUCAACGAACCUACCACACCUGAUGGAGUUGCCACUCUCAAGACAGAUCCGCCUCAACUUGAUGCAUUUAUCAUGGACAAAGCCCUGCUGGACUAUGAGGUGUCCAUUGAUGCUGACUGCAAGCUGCUGACCGUUGGUAAACCUUUUGCAAUUGAAGGCUACGGGAUCGGUCUUCCCCAGAACUCACCUCUAACCUCCAACAUAUCUGAAUUCGUCAGCCGUUACAAGUCAGACGGCUACAUGGACAUGCUGCAUGACAAGUGGUACAAGGUGGUGCCGUGCGGAAAGAGAGUUUUUGCUGUUACCGAGACACUGCAAAUGGGGAUUCGUCACUUCUCAGGGUUAUUUGUGUUGCUUUGUGUUGGUGUGACUGGGGCCUUACUUACUCUGGCAGGAGAGCAUGCCUUCUAUCGCCUGGUUCUUCCACAUAUACGCCGCAGACAGAAGUUCAAAUACUGGCUUCACACCAGUCAGAAAAUCCACAGAGCACUGAACAUGACUUACGAGGAUGUGAAACGGCAGCGGGCAAACACAGAGAAAAGCUGUAACAUUCAGAAAGCCCAGCCACAUCCUCCACCUCCACCUGCUCCCCUUGGAUCAUUUGCCAGGUGGAACAACGAGAGUGCCAAGGCAGCACAGGAGCCUAAAGACAACAAGAGGGUCCAUUUCAACCUGGAGACCCUCAACACCCGCCGACUCCUCCCCCGAGUUGUGUCAGACGGGGGUCAGACCAGCUCCACUUCCACAUUGAGCUCUGGGGCUGGGAGUUUAUUGGCGAGAGUGUGUGAAAAUGGGGGGCCUGUUCAGCGGCCCACCUCGUCAGUGAGAUCUUCGAGCCCCUCCGGACAGGAUGAGCUGGAAGAGCUCCAGACGAAGAUUGAGGAAAUCCGCGGGCAUUUGAAAGCUGCUCUGGCUCGCAGGGCUGAACUUCAGACAACACUGGCUAAAGAAAGAGCAGCUGCUGCUCUCACCACGGCAGCAACGACUGCUCCGCCCACAGUCACAGCCACCAUUUGCCCCGCCCUCACCAAAGAGCCGACAGAUUUAAAAAGGUGAUGCUCACAUUACGAGGGUUAUGAACAUUAUUACAAUGGACAUGUUUUUCUAGCGUUUGCCUUCAAAAAAGAAAACAAAAACUCUUUUAAAAUAUCAUGCUAAGGCAGCUUUGAUCCUUGGUACAGUUGUUAUGUUAAUAGAGCCUCAUGUGACAUCUUCUGAAGCAUCUCCACUACUCCUGUUAAAGAGAUAGUUCACCCAAAAAUUAAAAUGUACUCAUUAAUUACUCAACUUCAGGUGGUUAUAAUCCUUGCUGAAUGCAGAGGAAGAAGACUAAAAACUUGUAAGCUUUGACAUGAAUAAUAUUAAAAUACAAAUAAUAUGGAACUCAAUGCCCACAUAGCAAAAUUUCUCUGGCCCAGAUAUGGCCCACACAAUAAGCUUUUGCUUGGCCCACGUGCUGCAGUGAAUUACGGUACAUGAUUGGUGGAUAACUGGUCCUGAACUGGGCCAGAUAUGUUGGUGUGUCACAACUGCAAUGAAUUUGAUAAACACAUGAAGCAUUUCGCUUUAUCGCCACACUUCUUCUCGAAGCAACCCAAUUUUUUUCUUUACUCAAAAAUAAUUGAAAUGUAUUUUAAAAGAGGAUCAAGAUUGGCCAAAUUCACGUGGCCCACAUAUACAUUUUUAACAUCUAGGCCAAAUACUACAUUUGAUCUGGCCCAAGUCUUAUGUGCCGCCUCAAAGAUGGGUGAAUGCCUGCUGUGCCAGCUUUAUGCCAAAUCUGGGCCAGAAUUCUUUGCUACCUGUGUGGUUACAGGUUUCCAGAUUUCUUCAAAAAAUACCCCCUUGUGUUUAAAAGAAGAGGAAAGUCAGACAGGAACAAUUGAAAGGACAGUGAAUGGUCACACUUUACAAAAAGGUUCAUUAGUUAAUGUUAAUUAAUGCAUAUACUAACAUGAACAAACAAUGAACAAUACAUUUACUACAGUAUUUCUUCAUGUUAGUUAACAAAAAUACAGUUGUUCAUUGUUAGUUC